This is a messenger RNA of Rhagoletis zephyria (snowberry fruit fly), 1083 nucleotides long. The record is from RefSeq and is a predicted model, not a curated record. NCBI's taxonomy places the organism in Eukaryota, Metazoa, Arthropoda, Insecta, Diptera, Tephritidae.
AUGAGGGCUGAAUCUUCUGAACCCAAACCCUUGGUAUCGGUUAUUACCUGUGUCCGCAACUCAGAAGAGUGGCUAGAAGAGUGUCUUGACUCAAUAGCCAAGCAGACGUAUGACGGUCCAAUCGAGGUGUCCAUCUACAAUGAUGGAUCAUCCGACCGGUCAGAGGAAAUCAUCAAUGAGUGGCACAAGAAAAUGAAGGAUGGAGUUCGGCCAAAUGUCACCUUGGUGCUCUCUUCCAACACCGAUACUCAGCGUCCGAAGGGCGUUGGAUACGGAAAGAAUCGAGCCAUUGAGCAGUCUUCGGGGAGGUUUCUUUGCUUCUUUGAUUCCGAUGACAUCAUGCACGAGGAUAGGAUCCAAAUGCAGAUGGAAGCAUUGAAAGGCACUGAAAAUGUCAUUGUCGGCACGCAGGUGUGUCGCAUUCCCGAGAACUCAACUCCUCGAUACGUUAACUGGGCUAACAACCUCAACCCGAGUGAAUUGAAUUUACAAAUCUACACUUGUUUCGGUCCAACUGUGCUUAUGCCCACUUGGUUCUGCGACCGAGCCACCUACGACCGAGUGGAGGGCGGCUUUGUCGAGGACACCCCUACCGGGGUGCCUGAAGAUUUACUCUUCUUCCACGCCCACAUGAGACUAGGUGGCACAGUGGCCCGAGUGGACAGAGUUCUGCUGACGUAUCGCUACCACGAAGGCAACACCACGCACAGUGUCACCGACGAGACGAUCUGGACAGUUCGACUGCUCGAGCUGGAGCGCAAUAUUCUUCCUCAGUGGAGCAGUUUUAUAAUUUGGAAUGCGGGAAAAGAGGGCCGACGACUCUACCGGUCACUCCAGGAGAAGAACCGCCGGAAGGUGACUGCAUUUGCUGACGUCGAUCCGAAGAAGGUGAAUCGAGUGUACACGUACGAGGAGUUCGAUGGCCCAAAGAAGCCCAAAGUGCCCAUCAUACACUUCAGUGAGCUGCGGCGCGGCAAUCACAUUGUGAUCUGCGUCAAGCUAGGUCUGACCAAAGGUCAGUUUGAGCAAAAUCUCCAACGUCUCGACCUUCGCGAAGGCGUUGACUAUUUUCACUUUGGAUAG